AGUGGAGUGUCCUAAAAGGUGACACUAGUGGUGUGCGUGGUAACUAGUGGGACAUCACAUUUCUCCACACACUUGUAACCUCUCGGCGCGCCUAAACCCACGAAGAAAACAUGGAGCGGAAAAGGUGGGAGUGUUCGGCUCUCCCAAAUGGUUGGAGAAGGGAAGAAGUGACCAGAAAGUCGGGGUUGUCCGCGGGGAAAAGCGAUGUCUAUUAUUUUAGUCCCACUGGAAAGAAGUUUCGCAGCAAACCACAGUUGGCACGUUACCUGGGAAACUCUAUGGACCUGAGUUCUUUUGACUUCCGUACGGGGAAGAUGAUUUUCAGCAAGCUCAACAAGAACCGACAGCGUCUCCGCUACGACCAGAAUCAGAACAAGGGCAAGCCUGACCUGAAUACCUCACUGCCAGUCAGGCAAACCGCCUCUAUCUUCAAACAGCCUGUUACCAAAGUGACAAAUCACCCCAGCAACAAAGUGAAGACUGAUACUCAAAAAGCUGUUGAGCAGCCAAAACAGCUGUUCUGGGAGAAAAAGCUCAGCGGCCUGAACGUGUACGACAUCGCAGAGGGACUCAUGAAGAGCAUGGAGCUGCCCAAAGGGCUGCAUGGAGUGGGCCCGGGCUACGUGGAUAAGACCCUGCUGUCGGCCAUUGCGAGCGCGCUGCACACCAGUUCCGUGCCCAUCACGGGCCAGCUGUCUGCGGCGGUGGAGAAGAACCCAGGAGUCUGGCUCAACACCUCCCAGCCGCUCUGCAAGGCCUUCGUCGUCACGGACGAGGACAUCAGGAAGCAGGAAGAGCUGGUGUACAGCGUGAGGAAGAGGUUGGAGGAGGCCCUCAUGGCUGAUAUGAUGGCGCAGAUCGAGGAGGCCGCCAUCGAUGUGGCGGGACUGAAGGACGAAAAUGACGACGAGGACGAGGACGAGGACGAUGACGACGAUGAAAAUGCGGAGGAUGCAGAAGAGGAUCUCAAGCAUUGACGAGCUCUGGGUCCACAGCAUUUUUUAAUUUUUUUUUCUACUCUCACAGAACUGUGACCAAGAUCACGUCAACCCCAAGCCGAUCAGGAAGAACACCAGUCACUGUUUUUUCUACGUGUUUUCUAUCGAGUCACUUUGCACUCAGACACCUGUCCUCACCUAGCAUCACCUGAUUCCACUUUGUCACUCGGGUACAAACUACAUGUCAUAGUUCCAAAUAAGUUAGUUCAUGGGUUUCUUUUAAUCGUUACGUUAUUUUAUGUGUUUUAGCAACACAUUUUUUGUCUUUCUUUUUGUCAGUUUACUUUACAGAUAAUGGAAAAUGUGACUUUCAGUUUUUAAACUUGUGUUUAACUCCCGGUGAUGUUCAAGAACUGCUCGUCCCUUUCACUCUCUCUCUCACACACACACACACACAAGCCACAAGCCCUCCCACUCACAGCUGCGGGGUCUUCAGGGAUGGGGCAGACCGUUGCGAAGUCAUUUAAAUCACCUUGGCUAUUUAAGCUGUUAAUUAACGCUCUCAAUAGGCAGGCUAUAGCUGGCUGCUAAAAGGGUGCUCAGAUCCAUUACGGUGUCCCUUUAUAUAAACAAUUGAGCAGUAUUUACUUGUCUCAGACCAGUUUUUUGAAGACUUAUUUGUAUAGGGAGGGACACGUGCACACCAAUUACUUUUGUAUGCUUUAUUCAGGUGUUGGUCGCAGGACCUUAUUUUGAUACGGUAACUUUUGGCUGAGCUAUGUACAGGUCGUCCUCAUCACCCAUAUAGCUUAAAGGAGGAUUUUGAAUCUUUAAUGGUUAGCUAAGCUUUCAUAAAAUAUUUGAGCUGGGGGGUUUUCUAUAAUUUUCUUGUUCGUUUGUGUGUGUAUGUGUUUUGUUUUUGGAGGCGUUAUGGUUAACCUUUUUUUUUUGCUGUAUACCAGAAAGAGUGGCCAUGUAUGGUGGGAUGAUGUUCUGUUCAUAGUUUCCAUUUCCAAAAUGGAGGAUCAGGUGGAUACCUGACCCUGAAAGGGUUCCAGUUCCAGUUCCAGUUCCACAGUGUUCACUAGAACCUGCUACAUUCUUGCUUAUAAGCACACCAGAUCAAGAACGUAACCAUUUCAGGGUCAAGCGCUGGUGCUGUGUUCACACUCAGUAGGUAGUGCUCUUGUUCUACCGUUUAAUCACUUCUUUGUCUCGAUUAUUUUUUUCGGUUUCAUGUGGCGUGGUGGAGAGUUUGAACUGCUGUCUAUGUAGACACCCCCCACCCCCAGAUUAAGCUCUGUUGGUGGUGAGGGUGCUGGGGGGGGGUUGUUGCCAUGACCCCCUCCACCAUCCAUAUGCUUUUUAUAUAUAUAUAUAUAUAUAUAUAUAAUCAAUGAGUGACAUGUCCUCCUUUUCUCAGUACACUGGCUGGCUAAUCUGGUCAUAAAAUAAUUAAGGUAUGGCUUCCGGUGUACUGGCCUUACAUACGGUUAGAAACUAUGCCCCAGUCCAAACGGGCUCCUGAACAAUGAGCACAGAGGACCUAAAUCACUGACAGAUUAUAAAAGGUUAAUAAAAUUGACUUAACCUCCUCCUUAAACAUCCUGUCUAGAUAGUUCUGUGUGUUUGUAUGGCGGGGCCAGAUGUAAGUAUACACAAGUUAGCACAAUUCUUAGAGCUGUGUUAAUGGAGAUUAUGAAUUGUCAUGGUGCUUCACCUAUUUUGUUUAGUUUUGCAAUUCAUUCAAUCAACCACCUUAUGGUAAAAGUAGAUUUAUGUGCUUAAGAUGUAUUACUAUUAUUAUUGCAAGGGGUUAUGAAUGCAAAUGUUUUUUUUAUUAUUAUUAUUCUAUAGUAAUACGUCAGACCAUUUAUUUGCUUCUGAGUUGUGUGUGUGUGUGUGUGUGUGUGUGUGUGUGUAAGCCUUUGCAAAUGGGUGCUCUAAACUAUGAACUUUUUCACUUGUCUGUUCUGCUUUAAAGGCUACAUAUGGAGCUAUCAUGUAGAUGUUUUCUUAAGCUUUCAGUAGCAGGAAAAAAAUGGCAAGGUUUUGUAUAAAACAGAAAAAUAAACACUUGGUAUAGAAAAGA
Messenger RNA from Sardina pilchardus (European sardine), 3030 nucleotides. RefSeq names its product methyl-CpG-binding domain protein 3-like. Lineage: Eukaryota; Metazoa; Chordata; Actinopteri; Clupeiformes; Clupeidae. Gene Ontology annotation, biological process: negative regulation of transcription by RNA polymerase II; DNA methylation-dependent constitutive heterochromatin formation. The coding region runs from base 111 to 977 and encodes 288 amino acids. Gene Ontology annotation, cellular component: nucleus. The transcript has 7 exons. Gene Ontology annotation, molecular function: methyl-CpG binding. The record is from RefSeq and is a predicted model, not a curated record.